AUGGAAUCUGCCCGAAGCCUUUAUAAAAAUGACAUCGAUUUUGCAGCCUUGGCGCUGCAAUCGCGGGACUUCGCCAAGCACUUGAACAAAAACAGCCAACUGGACUUUACCGAUCCAGCCGCCGUCCGACAACUCACCACCACCCUCCUGCAACAAGAUUUUCACCUGAAAGUUGAAAUCCCCGAGGAUCGAUUGUGUCCACCGGUGCCAAACAGACUCAACUACAUCCUCUGGCUGCAGGACCUUCUCGACUCCACCGCUGGAGGCCUGCAUGAGGGAUACGACCGAGACCGGGAUGUCUUCGGCCUUGACAUGUGCGUAAUGAGUCUCUCCAAUUUCCUUAUCAUGUCUGACAAAGUACAGUGGGACGGGAUGUAUCGGCAUCUACCCCCUUCUGGGCUGCGCGACACGGCCACGGUGGAAUUUUGUAGCAACAGGUACGUCUUUGAGUCCGAGGAUCUUAAGUAUCCACUAAUCAACCUGACAGACAUUGACUCAAACAAUAUCCGCACUUCUCAGCAUAACGUGGCUCUGAACAACCUGGAAUCACGUAUCCAGGUCGUACAUUCCGACCCCACAGGACCACUCUUCCCGCUAGACAAGCUAGGAUGCCAAAACCUUGAUUUCACCAUGUGCAACCCACCCUUUUACACAUCGUCCGCUGAGCUGAAGCAAUCGGCCGAGCAGAAAGAGCGAGAGCCCUUCUCAGUGAGUGUCACUAGCUCCACUUCCCGUGCCAAACAACUAUACACAACCCGCCCUAUUCCACGUGCGUACCGUUCCGUACUAACCUACAUGAAGGCUUGCACCGGUGCCGAAAUGGAAAUGGUGACCAGCGGUGGAGAAGUAGCUUUCGUGAAGCAAAUGAUCGACGAAAGUCUCCAGCUGCGUGACCGCAUUCAGUGGUACACAUCCAUGCUUGGAAAAUUGAGCAGUAUCAAUGUACUCGUAGAGGCGCUGAUCAAGCACGGCGUCACCAAUUUCGCAGUUACCGAGUUUGAGCAGGGAAGCAAGACGAAGCGUUGGGCCGUGGCGUGGUCAUGGGGAGACCGAAGGCCUGCCAUGCAUAUUGCGCGUGGAAUCCCCGGCUGCCCGAAGAGUCUUUUACCUUUCCCUACAGAUUACACAUUCACCAUGCCACCCGGAACGUCUAUUGACGCAACCACUGCUACGAUAAAUGCAGAACUCAGCUCGUUGCCUUGGUUUUGGGCCUGGGAUCAGACACGUUCUUCGGGUACGGGAUUCGCUGCUGAGAAUGUGUGGUCGCGAUUCGCCCGCCGAAAAAUGAAACUUGCUGGUGAGGAGGAUGCGGCUAGAUUGAAGGUGAUUCCCGCCCAGGUGGCGUUGGGAGUACGUCUGCAGACACGGCUAGUCCGCGGGCAGAAACCGGACGAGGAAGAGGUGAGAGUUUUAGUUCGCUGGGCGCAGGGGACUGACACCGUCUUGUUCGAGAGCUUUUGCGGGAUGGUGAAGAGGAAGUUGGAAUCAAAAUGA
This is a messenger RNA of Penicillium verrucosum, 1494 nucleotides long. RefSeq names its product DUF890 domain protein. The transcript has 7 exons. Gene Ontology annotation, cellular component: nucleus. The record is from RefSeq and is a predicted model, not a curated record. Gene Ontology annotation, biological process: rRNA base methylation. Lineage: Eukaryota; Fungi; Ascomycota; Eurotiomycetes; Eurotiales; Aspergillaceae. Gene Ontology annotation, molecular function: 23S rRNA (adenine(1618)-N(6))-methyltransferase activity. The coding region runs from base 1 to 1494 and encodes 497 amino acids.